CAGGAAAAAGUGUUUCCGAAACCAGUUUAUUCCUAUAGUUGUUUGAUUGCUCUGGCUCUUAAAAACAGUGACAGUGGCAAUCUACCUGUUAGUGAUAUUUAUACCUUUAUGAUAGAUAAUUAUCCUUAUUUUAAAACAGCUCCAGAUGGUUGGAAGAAUUCUGUAAGACACAACUUGUCUCUAAAUAAAUGUUUCCAAAAAGCUGACAUCCAGAAGAAUGCCAAUAAUGCUAAGAAAGGAUGUUUAUGGGCGUUAAACCCAGCCAAAGUUGAGAAAAUGGAGGAAGAAAUUGUGAAAUGGAGGCAAAAAGAUCCACAGACAUUACAUCACAGUAUGGCUCAUCCA
Molecule: messenger RNA, 345 nt
Organism: Lottia gigantea (owl limpet)
Lineage: Eukaryota; Metazoa; Mollusca; Gastropoda; Lottiidae
Exons: 3
Biological process (GO): regulation of transcription by RNA polymerase II
Molecular function (GO): transcription cis-regulatory region binding; DNA-binding transcription factor activity, RNA polymerase II-specific
Source: RefSeq, a predicted model, not a curated record